AUGCUACCCGAUGACGUUGAGGGGAAAGGAAGGACGGGCGGUCGCGUUUCAGUAUCAGCUGAUGUCAAGAAGGCUGCAAAGAAUGCUCUAUCAUACGCUAAACGUAAGGGGGUUCUGACAUAUGCUGUUGAUGCUGGAGAAACGUAUCUUUUAAGCAGAGCUACAAAACCUGAGCAUGAGACACUAAUCAAAUCUGUACGUGGUGAAGUGCGACGACGCUACGGUGUUGGGGUGCCUAAAAGUAAGAGGCCUGCAAAAGGGUCCGCUGAGAUGAAGGCUAGAAUGGCUGCGGUUCGUGCUAAGCGAAAGACCGGGGGUAGUUUUAGACUGUAA
Molecule: messenger RNA, 333 nt
Organism: Phytophthora infestans T30-4
Lineage: Eukaryota; Oomycota; Peronosporomycetes; Peronosporales; Peronosporaceae
Exons: 2
Coding region: 1-333 (110 amino acids)
Source: RefSeq, a predicted model, not a curated record